GUGAUAGUUCAUCCAAAUGACUUUGAAUUAAGCAAGGAUACUUGCAAAGACGGGGUUCUUCAAUGGUGAUAUCUUUAAUCGCAUACCGGUACUUAAAAAUGUCAAUAGACUUAUCGUUAAAUACGUCGUUAACCAUGGCGAGAAACAGAGAGGUCCUAAACUGGUACAUUGAGAAACACCAUCAUGAAUAAAUCCCCAAUUACUAAUCCUAUCAUGAUAUCUAACACAUUGUAUUACAACUACAACUACAGUGCUUUCGCUUUGUUUCGAAUAGUUUCCAAAUAGCAUGAAGUUGCACUUCUCGACAUUAACCGAAAGUUUAUUAACAUUACGUAUUCAGUAACAUGUUAAGUUCAUGAUUAUUAUAGUGACAUGAGAAACAAGAUUAUAUUUGAACAGAAUAUAGUGGUAUUGUCAGCAUAAAGGUCACAAAUACAAAAUGACAAGUGUAGGCCUGCCUUCCUUCGCCAAUGAUCGUCUUGAUGAAUUCAUUCAAAAAGCCAAAGAUUUUGCGUUUACUCACGGUCUCGUUAGGCCAAUCAAAGACGAUGUUAUCAACAAAAGUGUUGUCACUCAUAACUCAUUUAUGCUUGCGCCGUCUCCUAUACCUCGGCACCUUUUUGAGAAAUUGAAAGAAGCUCAACUUGAUUUCAACAAACUGAUGUACCUUGUUAGCCAAGAUUAUGAUUUCAUAUGUAACGUGUUAAAAAGUGUGGUUAAGUACGAUGAGUUUACAAGAAAUUUGCUUAAGAUUUACCAUAAGGUUCAUCAAAAAGAAACUAAGGACAGAGGAACACUUGACAUAAUCAGAUGCGAUUACAUGUUGGAUAGUAAUGAGCAGAAAUUUAAGCAGAUUGAAAUUAAUACGAUUGCUGUUGGAAUGGCUGCAGGAGCAGCACGUAUGCCACUUCUUCAUAGAUACACCCUAAGGUUAGCAGGGAUGUACAAAGAAGCGAACCAAGUUCCAGACAACCCGAGUCUUGAAGGAAUAGCCACUUCUCUUGUCCGGGCAUGGGAGGUGUACGGCCAGCCAAAUGCGUCAGUCUUGCUAGUCACCGAGCCGGCAGACCUGGCCCGCAUCAAUCAUCGUCAUAUUGAGUUCAGCAUUCAUGAAAUUAAUCCUCGAAUACCCUUCAUGAAGAUGAGCCUUGGAGAUAUUGGAAUGCGCGCCGAUCUGACAGACGAUCAGCAACUAAGAAUCGAUGGAUGUGAAAUAGCCGUUGUAUAUUACCGUACGGGAUAUAAACCAGAGUUUUACAAGACCAAGGUGGAAUGGAAAGGGAGACUUUUAGCUGAGCAGUCAUGCGCCAUAAAAUGUCCAUCAAUAGGUGGUCAUUUGGCGGGAACGAAAACUGUUCAGCAAGCAAUUUCUGAACCAGGUGUUAUUGAAAAGUACAUUGAUGACCCGGAAGCAGUUGUUCGGAUUCGCAAUACAUUCUGCAGAUUAUAUUCACUUAAUCCAGGGCCGAAAGGAGACCAUGCUGCGGAUCUCGGUAUUGAAAAUCCGGAAAUGUUUGUCCUGAAGCCAAACCGGGAAGGUGGAGGUAACAACCUGUUUGGGAAAGAUAUUAAAGAAAAGCUCAUCGAAUUGAAGGGCUCGCCAGAACGUGCAACAUUCAUUUUGAUGGAAAGGGUAGAACCAGUAAAGAUCAACGGAUAUUCAGUAAAACCUUUGGAACCCGUAACUUUACGUGAGAUGACCUAUGAACUCGGUAUUUAUGGAGCAACAAUAUGUAACAGUAAUGGAAUAAUACAUAGUCUACAAAUAGGACAUCUUUUGCGUACCAAACCUGCAGAUGAAAAUGAAGCAUCAUUAUCAGCGGGAACUGCUGUCAAUGAUUCUCCUUUUCUGGUCUCAUGAAUACUUGAACAUGGUAUGGCCACAUGAACUAUUUAAAAAGGAGAACUCAUACCGUGGACCUAAGUUCAUUGAAGACAUUCAUUCUAUUGUACUUUAAGUUUUAGAAAGCGCUCAACUUAAAUGGAAACCAGCUGUUAAUGGUGGUUGAUAAUUAAUCACAGUGGAAAGUUUAAUCUUAAUUACAUAAUGAUUAAAAUCAGACAAAAGCCACCCAGUACAACAACCACCCGGACGAAAACCACCCAAAAUGGAAUACUCCCUGGUGGACAAUGUUGGGUGGGCCUGUUUUUUUAAAAUAUUUUUUAUCAGCUUUACAACUGAGGAUACUUUACACUGUGACUUGCUAUUAUACGCCUUUAAUUUCGUCAAAUGUUUUGACAAUUGCAUGUAUGUUAAUGAUCAUUGUAUAUUUCAGUAAUCACUCUGCUUAAGUUUGCCUUUGAACAAUUAACUUCAAAGAUUUAUGGAGAUUCAAAUGUAAAAUUUAUAGUAAAUUUCAAUACAUUUAAUAUUUUUUUUAUCUUUAUAGUUAUUUUUUUAUUAUUUUAUAUUCGAAAUUUAUUUAAAUAUCUAAAAGGACUUAUCCCUACUUCCCUUAAAACCUAUUAUUUUCAAUUAGAUAAUUCCCUUUAAUAAUAAUAAUAAUUUAAAUAUAAAAGUCAUACUCAUUAAUGAAUGUAGGUUAAUAAGAUCUUACUAUUUUAUCUUUUUAUCUGUUUUGAUCGAAUUGUAGUAAAACCAGUAUAUUUUUAUAAUAGUAAAUAAAAUCUAAUUAAAACAGAAUACUUUAUUGAAAAGGUUUUUCAUUUAGUAACAAAAUUAAAUACUCCAUUACAUUAAUAGAAUACACAUAAAAUAUUUACAUUUACUUACUUUAAGGUAUUUUAUAUUUGUAUAAUAUUUAUUAUUGUAUAAGUCAGUCGUGACAUCAUCACUGCAACUCCCAUUGUUAUUAGCCUAUCCCCACAGUCCAAUAAUUUUAAUAUAUUU
Molecule: messenger RNA, 2851 nt
Organism: Anneissia japonica
Lineage: Eukaryota; Metazoa; Echinodermata; Crinoidea; Comatulida; Comatulidae
Product: glutathione synthetase-like
Exons: 11
Coding region: 440-1861 (473 amino acids)
Biological process (GO): glutathione biosynthetic process
Cellular component (GO): cytosol
Molecular function (GO): glutathione synthase activity; ATP binding; glutathione binding
Source: RefSeq, a predicted model, not a curated record